UCAUCGCUCUGUGAAUGGUGAAAAAUCAAUAUUUUCGCAUUUCUAUUUACAGCAUCCAAUCAAUCGCAGGAAACAUACAAUUUUCUCAAAUUUGCGAUUAAAUAUUCUCAAAAAGUAAAUCUUUGUGCGAAUACAUUGGUUGGGAUAAGGUAAUUGCGCCUAAAUUUAGAUAAGACAGUGCACACAUCACAAUGGCAUCGAAACAAAAAAAAUCCAGCAACGCUCGAGAUGAGGACCUAUCGUCUGAAUCGGUGGAAGUGCUCCGCGAGCGGUUGAACCAAAUGAAGCGGUUGAUUGCCGAACGCCAGAAUACGACCCCCAGCGGAAGUGCGUCGGACCUGUGGUCACCCCAAACCCGGUCCAGCUGCAGUGGCAUCAUCGACGGAAACUUCCUCUCGAUGGCGUUCGGCGGGGCGCUCAUUGUGAUCCUGUCCGUUUCGGUGUAUGCAUUCUACAAUCUGUACCACGCCGUGCUGAAGAAGUUUCCCUCACAGCACACGGAGCUGUAAAUACCUAACGAUAUACCAACAUUCCAUUGUGCACGAAAAUAGUUUAAUCAUUAGAUUGGUAAUGGCAUUUU
Messenger RNA from Armigeres subalbatus, 580 nucleotides. RefSeq lists its product as uncharacterized. The transcript is spliced from 2 exons. Bases 192 to 509 code for a protein of 105 amino acids. NCBI's taxonomy places the organism in Eukaryota, Metazoa, Arthropoda, Insecta, Diptera, Culicidae. The record is from RefSeq and is a predicted model, not a curated record.